Messenger RNA from Trichobilharzia szidati, 1785 nucleotides. NCBI's taxonomy places the organism in Eukaryota, Metazoa, Platyhelminthes, Trematoda, Strigeidida, Schistosomatidae. The record is from the annotation of a GenBank genome assembly.
AUGUUGUUGCUAUAUGAAGUCAACUCCUAUCAGUCACAAGAUAUCGACGAUGACUAUGUGGAAUUAACACAAUUAAUAAAUAAUGAGAAUCAAAUUCGUCUACGAUGUGAUGCAAAAAGUCAAGAUUCAAUUGAAAGUUUAAUUCUGCUUAGCUGCCCGUUGAGUAAAACUGGAGUAUGCAGAGAAAACUGUAUAAAUCCAUGUCCAGUGAAUGAAUCAUCUGCAAUCUGCAAUGAAGCAGUGACACUUGCUAUUCCUAAAUGCAUUUAUCGAUCUAUGUCAAACAAUCAUAUUCAAAUAGAAUAUGUGAUACAGUUGAACGCUAUCAAUGAGAAAGGAAUGUGGUGGUGUACAUUUCGUGGGAAACGUUCUAAUUCUGUUGAAUUGGACUCACACACUCCUGAAGAAAGAAAAACAGUGGCUACAAGCAGUGGAAAUAUCUAUUCGAAUAAUCUGGAAAUAAAUAACAAAUAUGAAAAUACAGUGGAUGGCAUCACUUACUUUGAGAAUCUUUAUAUUGGUCAUCCAAGAAAUAAUUGUCUAGAUCAGUUUUUGUGUAUUGACCAACCGAGGAAACCAAAGCCAACAAAACAGAAAACAAGACUGAAUUAUCUUCAAACUAUGAGUCCACCGGAAACACCUAAACUCCCAGCGGUUAAACAGUCGUCCAUAACUGCAAAAACUAAUAACAGCAAUACACAACAGUAUGCAUCACACGAUGUCCUGCCUAUGAUGAACAUGCUACACAAUAAACCUUCACCUUUAGUUUAUCAUACAUCAAAAUCUAUCCCACCAUCACCUGUUAUAUAUCCUUCAUCACAAACACAGUAUACAAAAGAUCCGUACACACAACAUCAAUAUUAUCCUAAGAAUCCAUUUCAUACACCAACUGUUAACCAUAAAGCACCAUCAUUGGAAUUCAUCUAUGAUGAAGUUCAUAAUUCGGUGUAUACAACUUUGAAUAGUCCGACAAAUGACCAAGAGAAAAUUAAGCAAAAUACGAAACAGAAUGACAACUCAGUUGGGACAGUUUUUAAUGGGAGUCAUUGGCUUGUGGAUCCCUCCGGUCAAAUCUACGUUCCAUAUGCACAAAUUACACCGAAACCUCGAAGAGUCUUACUAAGCAAUGUUGAAUACUCUACUCUGAGGAAAAGUGAUGUGAUAACAAACCCUUUACUAUUGAAUCCUACAUUUGAAACAUUGAAAGAAAGAAAUCAUACCUUUGGCCAUCAAACCAUUUCAGAUACUCGUCACUUGCCUUUAAUUCCAAUACAAACGCAAAAUGUUAAUUAUCAUAUUAAUGGUAACAUGUCAACUUUUCCUAAUUUCCCUUCUGUUCAAAGUAAUGCAGUUUCAAUUAGUCAGCAUAAUCUUAUUCAGAAGACACCAGUGGAAAUUUCUGAAUUGCCUGAUGACAAUAACAAUACUGAAGAAAAUACUAAUGAACAGUCAACUACUAGUCAGUCAGUGAUGAAGAGUGUACAAUUGUCAAAUAGACAAAGUAUUUUUGACAAUUUUGAACCACAAGAUGAUCAUCAGCUAGUGAAUAAACUAACCAAUCAUAAUUAUCAAAGUGGCAUACAAAAUUCCGACCAAGAAAUAAAUAAUACCUCAGAUUCAACUAUGCCAAAAUAUUCAAUUAAACUACUUGCACGUAAAACAAGUCAACCGAAAAUAGACAAUACACUGAAUAAUCACAACGGGAGUACAGCUGAGAAUUGUACCUUGUCUGGAGCUCAUAAGAUAGCUGAUCUAGAAGACUGGGCUAUGAUUGAUCAAGAUUAG